Messenger RNA from Clonostachys rhizophaga, 189 nucleotides. NCBI's taxonomy places the organism in Eukaryota, Fungi, Ascomycota, Sordariomycetes, Hypocreales, Bionectriaceae. The record is from the annotation of a GenBank genome assembly.
AUGCCUUCCGAUAACAAGCCAAACGAGGGCGAGAAGCAGUUCUCCAUCCAGCCCAUCAACGAGCAGGGCCACGACCCCAAGUUCGCGCCGUUUAAUGCCCACCCCGGUCCCGCCAGGACGCAAGAGAUGCCUCCCCAGGAGGGUACCAAGGAGGAGCGCCAGGCCAAGAAGGAGGCUCUGAAUAAAUGA